UGAAUAAUCCAUCACUCCUUUGUUUGGUGAAUUGUGUUCAUCUUUAAGAAAAUGGGGAGGUUAAUACGGUUUUCCCAAAUUCUCUGCCUUUCCUUCAUGUUGUUACAGUUUCGAGUCCAAAGCUCCUCACCUUCUCGAUCUUCUCUCGAUUCAUCACCACAUUUGUGCCGUCCUGAAGAGCGUUCUGCAUUGCUUGAUUUCAAAAGCACUACUAAAUUGGUGGACGGCUGUUUUGAUACUCCUCGUCCUAUGGCUAUAAUACAAACUUGGAAUGAGAGUAAAGACUGCUGCUUGUGGAAGGGCAUCACAUGCGACAAGCCGAAAGGCCACGUGAUUGGCCUUGAUCUUAGCAAUAAUUGUCUUGAAGCCAAUCUAACUACAAAUAGUAGUCUCUUCCGCCUUGAGAAAUUGCAGAGCCUCAACCUUGCUUACAACGAAUUUAGCUACCCCAAUCUCUAUUUUGGGUUCGACCGUUGGAAGAGUUUGACAUAUCUUAAUCUUUCAAAUUCAGGAUACAUGGAUGGCUCUUUCCUGUUUGAUGAGAUCUUCUUGUUACCGAAAUUGGUUUCACUCGAUCUCUCUGGUAAUUAUGGUUUGCUUCUUGACAACAUAAAGUUUCAAAUGCUUGUGCAUAACUUAUCAGAAUUAAGGUUUCUUAUCCUUGAUCUUGUGAAUAUGUCUCUGGUUGUGCCUUCUUCCUUGCUAAACUUGACUUCUUCCUUGGAGCAUUUGAGCCUUAGUUUUUGUAAUUUGCAAGGAAACUUUCCAAGCCAAGUUUUUCAGCUAACGAAAUUGGUUUCACUCGAUCUCUCUCUUAAUGAUUUGCUUCUUGAUAACGUAAACUUUCAAAUGCUUGUGCAUAACUUAACAGAAUUAAGGUUUCUUAUCCUUGAUUAUGUGAAUAUGUCUCUGGUUGUGCCUUCUUCCUUGCUAAACUUGACUUCUUCCUUGGAGCAUUUGAGCUUUAGCGAUUGUAAUUUGCCCAAGUCAAACCAGAGUAGUACCCUGGAGUAUUUGAAUCUUGCAGACACAAACUUCUCUGGAGAGUUGCCUCAUUCAAUCGGAAAUCUUAAACUCCUGAAGGAAUUGAAUCUUGAUAACUGCCAAUUUUAUGGAUCAAUUCCUAGAUCUCUUGCAAAUCUUACAGAGAUAACUCGACUAGAUUUUUCUUCCAACCAUUUGCAAGGGCAAAUACCAGAUGUUUUUAGAAAAGUACACAACCUAACUUAUUUGAGAUUAGAUGCAAACAAUUUUGGUGGUGAAAUUCCUGCAUCAAUCUUCAACCUCACUAAUCUUGCUCUUUUGUCACUAUCAUCAAAUAAGCUAUUAGGUCGUGUACCAUCUUGGUUGUUUUCUCUGCCUUCUUUAUACUAUUUAGACCUUUCAAACAAUUGCCUUACCAGACCUAUUGAUCAUGUUGAGAUGCCCAAUCUCAUUUUACAAGUAGUCUAUUUGUCCAAUAAUGAGAUAAGUGGUUCAAUUCCUAGCUUCUUCUUUGAUCUUGUGUAUCUUAUUAGUGUCGACCUUUCUUCAAAUAACUUAACUGGCAUCAUUACACCCGACAUGCUUUCGAAGCUUGUAAACCUUGACAAUCUUGAUCUUUCCAAUAAUAGUUUGCUGUCUUUGAGCAAUAAUGGCACUGCUGUCAACUAUUCCUUUCUUCGGAGCCUCCGGUCUUUAACAUUCUCUUCUUGCAACAUUCACAAGUUCCCAAGUUUCUUAAGGAAGGCAAAGAAUUUGUUUGAAUUAGAUAUUUCCAAGAACAAGAUUUCUGGUCAAAUUCACAAAUGGGAAAUAGAAGGGAUGUUGUCAUUGUACUAUUUAAACCUUUCUUAUAACUUCUUGACUGGUAUAUAUUUAUUUGGUUUUGGAAAUCUGAGAACUGUUGACCUCAGAUCUAACAUACUACAAGGAUCACUUCCCAUUCUCUCAACAACUUGGGAUUCUAUGCAACAACUCUUCAUGUCAGGGAAUAAUUUGACUUGUGUAAUCCCUUUUUCUUAUUGCAAUUUGACUUCUCUUGAAGUUCUAGAUUUAGCUAAUAAUUGUUUGGUAGGAAAAAUUCCAGAAUGUCUUGGAAACUUGAGUGUUCUCUCCGUCUUGGAUUUGCGGAUGAAUAAGUUUCAUGGUAUAAUACCAAAUUCUUUUGUCAAUGGGAGUAGAUUGAGAACUCUUAACCUAAAUGGCAACCAGUUGAAAGGGAGACUGCCAUCAUCUUUGGGAAAUUGCAGUGAGUUGGAAGUUCUAGAUGUUGGGUACAACUCCUUGAAUGAUACCUUUCCAUAUUGGUUAGGUGUUCUUCUGCGGCUAAAAGUUCUAAUCCUUCGAUCUAAUCGAUUUCAUGGUGCCAUCAGCAAUUCUAUGCCUGCAUUUUACUUCCCUCAGUUAAGAAUAAUUGAUGUCGCACAGAAUGAUUUUACGGGUCUCCUACCAAGUAACUAUUUCAAAAUUUUGAAAGGUAUGAGAGAUGUAGCUCCAGCUGAUAAAGCCAACUUGGAAUACAUUGAUGGCAUUGGGCGAUGUUCUGGUUGCCUAGCUUGGGGUAAUAUUUAUAAGGAUUCUGUGAAGGUAAUAAUGAAAGGGACAGAGAGGGAGCUUGUAAGGAUCUUGAUAAUUUUCACAACUAUAGAUUUCUCGAGCAAUCAAUUUCAUGGACCGAUUCCUGAGGAGCUAGGAGAACUCAAUUCACUUUUAUUGCUAAACUUAUCUCACAAUAGUCUCAAUGGUCAAAUCCCGUCAUCACUGGGGAAAUUAGUAGAACUCGAGUCAUUAGAUCUCUCAUCAAACAAACUUGAAGGCAGGAUUCCAGAGCAAUUAACAAAGUUGACGUUCUUAUCAAUUUUGAAUCUUUCACACAAUGAACUUCAAUGCGAAGAACCAAGACCACCUUCACCACAAUUUGAUGAAGAAGAUGACUCUACAGCAGUCUUUGAGUGGAAGUUUGCAUUGGCAGGCUAUGGGUGUGGACUGGUGUUGGGACUUAGUCUGGGAUACAUUGCCUUCACUACAGGAAAACCAUGGUGGGUAGUGAAGAAAGUGGAGAAAUAUCAACAGAAAUUAGUUGGAAGGUGCAAGCAGGUGCGGUUGAUUUCCUACUUCUGGGCAGAUCUAGCAACAGUUGCUCCUUGAGCUUGUUUCCAUCUUUUUCAUGUUCAUUGUUGAUAUAUAGUUAUAUUGACUUGUGUGGGAAUUAUGGUUAUGUAUGAAUUUGUGUUGAUUUCUUUUGGAUUUGAUCUAUCUACUCUGCAUGCAGUUCUCGUGUAUUUUGUUACUGUAAUUUGAUCCUUCUGUAAUUUUUGCCGAUCAAUCUCUUCAUAUCAUAUUUUAUCCUCUUCUUUUGGUUUGGUUGCCUUUGAACGGUGCGUUUCACUGAAUAAAAAUGAAAAUUUCUU
Molecule: messenger RNA, 3392 nt
Organism: Rubroshorea leprosula
Lineage: Eukaryota; Viridiplantae; Streptophyta; Magnoliopsida; Malvales; Dipterocarpaceae
Source: the annotation of a GenBank genome assembly